CGCCACCUGCUUCAAAAAUAGCUGGAGGCAACCUGCUUUCCGCCUGCCCAAAUGGGUCUGUGUCCUCUACCCAUCACCACAGCAUCGAGUGCUUCUUGCCAUCUUUCUUCUUUAACUGCCUCUCUCUGGGCCCAUGGGGCGUCCACUUAACCACCUUCUGGGCUGCACAACCUGUAUCUUCCUGUUGCCUGGGCUGUUGCCUCGUCCUCAGGAACUCUGCUGCUUUUCUUUGUACAGGGUUUAUAUGCGUGAUCUGGUGCAUGUCUGCCCUGUGCUCUUCAGCCAUGGGCCCCAGUUCCACAGGUAAUCUUGAUGGCCCAUUUUGGUGCUCUCCUCGGGAUUUGUGACUUGUACUCCACUUGGCAUACAUGGACCACCUGCCAGGGUCUGCUUUGAAUGCAGUUACCUGCUGCUCCUUCUUCCAGAUCCUCCUUGAGAUGUGCUCCUCCCCUGAUGCUGCUGCGAGGAGAAAGCAAGCUCGUGGUGGUUGAGCAAUGCUUAAAGUCCUGUAAUAUUGAGUGUCAGAAGAUUUAUCUACAUGAUACCACCGUUCUGGUGAGACGUGAACUGGUGAAAUAAUUUAAGAAAGUUUCAGCUGCUUGUUUUCAUCCCUAGGCACUCUUCUUGAAGUUUCUUUUCUAACACAGUUAGAUUUGCUGCUGAUUUGGCUUUACAAAGCAGACUUUCAUACGAUUGACAACUUUAAUUCAUACAACUGACAACUGAGGGGUGGUGAGCUGUGAAGGUGGUGAGUGAGGGGAGAGAACUUACGAAACAACAGCCUCUGUAACCACAUGCCUCAUUUGAGGUCUCUAAGAGCUUAAUUUUGUUUUAUCCUCAGACAAAAUGGAUUUGUCCCGUUCCUCUCUGCAAGGCACAGAGACUAGUUGCUUCACAUGCUUCUGUUUGAGGACAUAAAGUUGCUUUUUUUGUGUGUGUGUGUAGUUUUAUCCAUUUUUAACUUUCUUGUUCCUUGUCUCAUGAUGGAGCAUUUCUUCCCUGUAAAAACAUCAAAGUCGAGAACCAAAAAACUAACCAAUUCCAUUUUACUGUAAAUGCUGAACUCUUGAAGCAGUGAAGAGCAGCAGUACCGUAUUUGGCUGGGAUGAAAGGACUUGCAUCCUUAGUGUGCACUGUAGAGUGCAAUGAGCAAUGCCUCAGCUCACCCUCUGUCCUGAGAGACCAGAUCCUGGAGCCAAGUGGUGAUGCAAUCUCAAGGGUCAUCACGGCAGUUUCUGGAACCAGAUGUUUGGAGGAGGCAGUAAGCAGGGUUAAGAAAAAGUCCUUCCAGGAUAGCAAACGUGAGGGAGGGAGAUAAGGGGAUAGGAGAUGUGCUGCUUCUCCUUUAGUGGAAAGAGCACUUUGACUAGUGAUGCUAAGAAAUCAAAACUGUGGCUUCUGAGAGUAUCUGGAGGAUCAGAGUGUGCUGAAGCACCUCUGGAGCCAUGGAAAUCCCUAUAGUGAGACUGGCGUUAGCUAGAGAGAGGACAUUAAUUACAAGGAAGCCCAGUACAACUGAAGGAUACUGAGAAGAAUAUUCAAUAGACUUCAGUGGAGUUGGAAACUGAGCUUGAAGCACUUCUUAGCAUGCAGUACUGUACUCUUGUGAAGUCCAAGUACUUGUUUGAUAAAAUUAAACUGGUGUCUCUAGGCCAUUAUUGAAUUUCAGUAGUUUUCUAGUCUUCCUUGAGCAGAUCCAUCUUUUAAACCGGGGGCUGGAGAAUUAUAUAAUUAUGCUGCUAUUAGUAUUAUGGUAGUUACAGUAAGAACAAUCUGUUCAAGUGGAGGGUUUUAUAAUGGACUCUGGUGUUCAGAUGCUGGUCUAUUUUGCUGACUUCUGGACAAUCAGUCUUGAACCAAAAUCCUGUCAGCAAAGAUUGCUUUAUUGCCAGGUCUCAUGUCCCAGUACUCCUGUGUGGAGGGUUAAGAGUUGCUUUUUCUCAGAAUAUACAGCUAUCUUUCUGUUACUGGAGAUGUGGCACCUAAAAUAACCAAGGCUUAGUCCACCAAAGAACUGGACAAGACACUUGACAGUACAGUACAAACAAUGAAACCCCAUGGAAAAAAUGGAGUCCAAAGGUACUGUGCUUCUGGGAGCUGAAUAUGUGAGCACCCACAGUGUUUCAAAAGCUGGAGGCAUCCACUUUAGUUUCUGUAUACAGCAGAUCAUAGCUACUGGCAUGAAGUACUUUAGUUUUCUAUAAGAGCAUAUAGGAGAAGACACAUGUUUUCUUUUUGACCACAGAUGUUUCUGGUCAGUUGAGACCUAGCAAGGUCUGGCACACAAUCCUGAGGCUUGUGGUUGACAUGAUAUACAUCAUAUGUCUGCCUUCAGAGGGAAGGGGAAGGCAAUGCCUUGGUUUCUCAGCUGUGCUCUCACCCUUCCCUGGCCAGUCUUACCUUAGCCUUGUGUCGAUUCACCCUUUAGCUGCCUUUUUCCUCCCCAUUCAGUUUUCUUCCUGCACCUAUUAAUGGUGUGUGGAUGGCAGCUCUGGAAGUCAAAUGGACAUUGUGGUGGCACCCUGUUGAGAGUGGUCACCUUAUCUCUGCUCACCUCCCUGUUGAAACAGAGAAAGAUACUUAGCACAGAGCCUGUCCCUCCUGUAGUCUGACCUUACCUGAGGAGUAACUGAGUGGAUGGCUUGUUCUGACUGAUUGUGCUGGCAGCAAGUCAGUGGCACCUUGUGGCCAGUUGCCUUGAAGCUACAGAGGAAACACAUAGCAUGAGCUAUUGCUGUUUUACAUUAGUACUGCAGGCCAGUAGCUCUUGAUGAAGGUCAUGGAAGAAUGUGGUGUUCUGUCCUUGAAACUUGAAUGGAAGCCGAUAUGGGCCUGCUUGCAUUCAAACCACCUUGUACUGUGACUCCGCCAGAAAUUCCUGCUGACACUCUCCUAGCUUGCAGCCCCUGAUAACACCAAGACAUCCUUCAUGUGGGAGAAAUGCUGAGCCCUGUCUGCCUUCUGGUACAUCCUACUUCACUUUCCCUGCUGCUCAGCUUUGUAGGAUAAUCUUCUCUUCCUAUGGUUAUCCAAAGCAUAGUCCUGCUUUCCCUGAGCUAGUCACAUGUCAGUUGUAGACAGAUAGUAGGUUUUGGUGUGUCUCCUUACUUCUGUGGGUGCUUGCAAGUCAAAAGUAAUUUGGGAUCUUGAAGUGUUUUGAGGUACUGUGACCCCAAUGUGUUGUGAUGCCUGUGCCCUGCAGAUGGCAGGUAAGCCUAGUACUUCAGAAGCGUGGGGCCUGUUCAUUUGUCCCUAGCUGGAGCGGAGAGAGUUUGGCCCUCAGUGUGGAGUGGGGAAUGGAAGUCACACUGGAUUUUAAUCUGCUGUGCAGAAGCGAUUCCAAUUUGAAUUGUCACUUUGUGUUAAAGCAUCUGAGUGAUGGGUAAAUAUGUUACUGCAUGGGUGUUGUGGGAUAACUUUAGGCAGAGGAGAUGAACAUCUCUGUGUGAGGGGAAAAACAGGAGCUUCUGCUCUGUCCUCCUCCCGUGUAACCAUGGGGAGAGGUCUCUUGAAACCUGUGCCUUAAUGAGAGUGUGGGGUAUCAUGCAUCCAGUGGCCUCUUGCCAGUGUCUUUCAGAAGAGAACGUUAGGACUGGUGAAAUGCCCUCUCUUAGUGGUGAGUAUCUUUCUGGCUCCUUGAAAGUCCAGAUGUGAUUUCAGGAUGGUAUAAAUCAACUGUUCACUUGAUAUAAUGGCAAAGUAAAAUGGUAACAGGUGCCUGGAGAUAACUCAUAGAAUACUACUUCUAGCUUUCCUCCUUCUCUGAAAGCCCUUCCCCUGCAUGGUAGAGACAUGUCUUCUUCAUGCAAGGAAAUAUCAAUGGGAUCGCUUACAAAAAGAAGCCUUCAGCUUCUCUUGCCAAGACUGAAUGUUGCUGAGGCAGUCUAAAACUGCAUGUUCGCUAACGAGCUUUGUCUUAACGUAGCUGACUGUCUCUACUCCUCCUGGCUUUUUCUUCUCAUUGAACACUGAGGCUUUUCUGGCUGUUGUUUUUAACCUGGCAGCAACUUGAUCACUCUUCCAGAGAUCGAGUUGACUUUUUUUCUCCCUCCUUACUCAGAACUGUUGGAAGGGAAAUACCUCUUCUUGCUGUUUUCUGUGUUCCUGUUAACUGAUAGCUGCCUUGUGGCAAAGCAGCUGGGUGCUUUUAUGACAAGCUGAGAUGUCUCCCUGACUGGGUACCUCCUUUCUCAUUUCCACCAUGUGUAAGUAGUCUGGAUGGGGAAGGUAGGUUGUAACGUCAUCUUCCCCUGCUGGCCUUUGUCUCCAGUUAGCUACCACUCAAAGACACAUCUUUCACUGCAGCACUGAUCAGAAGUAUGAGGAGGAAUAUGCGACUGGUGGUUUGUAGCACCUCAGCUCAACCAAGGGUGCAGGAGCACUCUCCACUCCCCAGCAGCGGAAUCCCUGGCAUGUGAGAAUGGAGGUGGUUCCCAGGGAAGAGGUUUUGAAGAGGGCACAGCUUGCUUCUUUGCUUCCUCCUUUUAAGGGGAAAUAGGUUCGUGUUCCUACUCCCUAACAAAGGCAACUGAGCAGUGAAGAGUGCCUCCUGGGACAUGUCAGCAGCAAAACAGCAGAGGGUACUGUGGGGCAGCUUGCUUUGGCGGGGAGGGCUGUGUGCACCCAGCUCCCCCAAACACAGGCUGCGAUAAGAGGGAGGCAACACAGUCAUGCUUGGGCUGAGUUUUGCCAGUGAGUGAAGAGCUGCACAGCCGUAUGCAGAAGGAAUCUGACAGAUAUCGAUGUAUUUAAAUGUCAAGUGAAGAAAAUAUGCUUUACUUCCUAAAAUCGUGUGUCCCGCUAUGUUGACAUGGCACACCAUGCCCCAGAAAGUGAAGCGGUCUGUUGCAUGCCCAGAGUUAAGACCUUUUGUCUGGGAAUUUCCCAUGGCAUGUGGAUUAUCACAGCCAUCUGGGAAGAUGAUGUGUCUUGUGUGACUCCUUCAGCACCUGUCCUUUGUCCUGGGUCGACAUUUCUGUGUCCUCUAGGAACUGGAGUGAAACCAGCAUUACCCGGCAGCUGUUGGGAUUGCCUUAUUGGAGCAGGCCAGCUAUUCAUCUCGCCUGAGCUUCGGUGUCUGAGAGAGAGUGACUUGAUGUCUGGAGGAUGAAGAUGAGACGCCAUAAGCUCUUUCUGACUCUCUGCAUGGCUGGUCUCUGCCUCAUCUCCUUCUUGCACUUCCUCAAGGCCCUUUCCUAUGUCACCUUCCCCCGGGAGCUGGCUUCGCUUAGUCCCAACCUUGUCUCCAGCUUCUUCUGGAACAAUGCCCCCGUCACACCUCAGGUCAGCCCUGAGCCAGGGGGUGCAGAAUUCCUCCGCACACCCUUAUACUCCCACUCCCCCUUGCUCCAGCCCCUGUCUCCCAGCAGAGCCAGCGAAGAGCUGCACAAAGUUGAGUUUGUGCUGUCAGAAGACACAACAGAAUAUUUUGUCCGUACCAAAGCUGGUGGUGUUUGCUUUAAACCAGGCACCAAGGUGUUGGAGAAGCCUCCUGUGGGAGCACAGCCGGAGGAACGAGUGGAUGGUGCAGCCUCUGGGCGGCUGGGUCGCAAGCCGUUGAGUGCCAACGGGACCAAGCGUCGCAAGUGGGUGGAGUGUGUGUGCUUGCCAGGCUGGCAUGGCCCUAGCUGUGGGGUCCCCACUGUGGUCCAGUACUCCAACCUGCCCACCAAGGACCGCCUCGUGCCACGGGAGAUUCCUCGGCGGGUCAUCAAUGCUAUCAAUGUCAACCAUGAGUUUGACUUGCUGGAUGUCCGCUUCCAUGAACUGGGAGAUGUGGUGGACACCUUUGUGGUGUGUGAGUCAAACUUCACAGCCUAUGGAGAGCCUCGACCCCUCAAGUUUCGUGAGAUGCUUCUCAACGGCUCCUUUGACUACAUCCGCCACAAGCUGCUCUAUGUCUUCCUGGACCACUUCCCCCCAGGUGGCCGCCAGGAUGGCUGGAUUGCUGAUGAUUACCUGCGCACCUUUCUCACUCGUGAUGGCAUCUCUCGCCUCCGCAACCUGCGCCCAGAUGACGUCUUCAUCAUCGAUGAUGCUGAUGAGAUCCCAGCUCGUGAUGGCGUGCUCUUCCUCAAGCUGUACGAUGGCUGGACAGAGCCCUUUGCCUUUCACAUGCGCAAGUCACUCUAUGGCUUCUUCUGGAAGCAACCAGGCACCUUGGAGGUGGUCUCAGGCUGCACCAUGGGGAUGCUCCAGGCUGUCUAUGCUACUGAUGGGAUCCGUCUGCGGCGCCGUGAGUACUACACAAUGCCUGGCUUUCGGCAGUAUGAGAACAGCACAGGACACAUCUUGGUGCAGUGGUCGCUGGGCAGCCCCCUCCACUUUGCUGGCUGGCACUGUUCCUGGUGUUUUACCCCAGAGGGGAUCUACUUCAAACUGGUGUCAGCCCAGAAUGGGGACUUCCCUCGCUGGGGUGACUACGAGGAUAAACGAGACCUCAAUUAUAUCCGAGAGCUGAUCCGGACUGGUGGCUGGUUUGACGGUACUACGCAGGAGUAUCCCCCUGCUGACCCCAAGGAGCAGAUGUACGCUCCCAAGUACCUGCUCAAGAACUAUCAGCGGUUCCGCUACUUGUUGGAGAACCCCUACCGAAAAGCAGAGGGUACUGGGUGAGGCCACCAGGGCUCACUGGGGAAAUCAGAACUUCACAGCAAAGGGAAAAAGUCGGGUGUUUUUGUCUGUUCCUUUUUUUUUUUCCUUUGGUUCUGGGUGGGGUGUGCCAUUUCUCCAGGGUCUCUGCCCUCCCUCCUUUCCUUCUCUUCUUCCCUUCAUCCCAGUGUGAUGCCUUGGGACACAAAUUCCUUAGUUGUGUGAAGGGCUGGAGGAGGAGAGAUGUUGGACACCUACUCUGGCAGUGACAUAAAGACUUUCCUGCAUCUCCCAGACCUUUCCUGCUGGCUGGAGACACUCUCUGCAGCCAGCUGGCUGAUUUCCCUCUGGGGGAGGCUGAGAGGGUCCCAUGGGAGAAAGGGCAGCUGUUCCCAUCCACCCUUGUCCUUUGUGGAUUGGAGCAAGCACAGAUGUGAGCCUGGGCUAUUGAGUGAGUGUGUGAGUCAGCAGGCACAAACCGAUGUGAGUGGUCACGUGUGAAAAUGUGUGUCACAGGCAUUUUUUGGAUCAGUGAAUGUGCAAAAGCAUCUCAGUAUGCAUUUAUUUUUUGUAUACCUCUAUAUUCAAACACUAUUUUGGGAAAGGGAAAUCCUUUGCUUCCAAGGUGUUUUCCCCACGGUGCAGCCUCCUCCUGCAGGCUUAGUGCAUCUGUCCUGGGCUGCAUCUUGCCCUGAUGCUCCAAAAGUCAUGGAGCAGGGAGACGGGAAGCAGAGGAGAAAGCUGAUUUUUUUUUUUUUUCUUUAACUUUUGCCACCCCUGCCCCCACAACAAUGCACUGACUUGGCCCACAGAAGCUGAAGCAUCUUCCUUGCAGUUCAUGCUUCUCUUGGGGCUGGGAUAAGCUGCAGGGGACUUAAUCAGAUGGUAGGAGUGUAUGUUUACAAGUGCAUGGUUUCCUAUGUGCAUGAGUGCUAACAUGCAUGGUUUUGGUAUGCAUGUGGGCGUUCGUUACCAGUAUUUUGGGGGAAGGGGAUAUAGUUGGGUUUGGGUGUGUGUGCUUUCAGGAAAUGGUGGGAUCCAGAAGCUGUGAUCUCUGUGUCGGCAUGGAUGACUUCUUGGGGAAUUCAUAAGCGUGGGACAGGGAGACCAUUGGCUCUGCAUAGCAGUGCUACACACUGGGGACCGUUGUGUGCUUCUCUGGCUGCUUCUGCAACUCUGUGGGCUGCGCCUGUUGCAGGGUUACCGGUUACACCCUGCAGGCUUUUCCUUCUUGCUGUGGGGUUAAAGGGAGAGGAGAAGGGCAAAGUUCUGAGUCAGAUGGGUGCUGUGAGGACACAUAAAGCCUGUCAAGGGACAGGAUCCAUCUGUCUGCUCUUAGGGUGUGAGGGAGCUUGUGGAGAAACAGGCCAUGGGCAGACUCCCCCUGGGGCGAAGAGACUGUUUUGGGACCAAUGCAGAGAGCAUAUGCAGCCCACACAUGCAGCCUUGGCCAUGCAUACGAGACCAUGCCAAGGAGAGGGAAUCUAGGAGGACACUGGUUGCAGCUGGUUGGGCUGUUGUCUGCUCAGUUUGCCAGUGAUGAGUAGUUAGGAUUGACCUGUUGUUGUAUUGGAUUGAUUCAGCUCAUCGAGGAGGCAGAUACAUAUCUGUACCCUUACCACCCUUCCUUAGCAGGUGGCUUAAUGGGGUGCCCAGUUCCUGGGCUGUAGCAGGCAGAGAGUAAAAAACAUGGUGAACUUGCUCUGUUAGCCUUGCAGUGGGCAGACUGGGUCACACUCAAAGCCCAGAAGUUGGGAUCACGUGGAGGAGGAGCUAAAUGUUAAUAUAAGGAAGAGUGACCCUCACAUUAGGCCAGCUGUGCUGAAGCAGGAGGGUUUCUGUUGCCCUUAACUCACUCUGUCAGGACUCUAUAUUCCUGUGUUGUUCAGCCCACUCCCACCCUUGUGCCUCAUUCCUUUCUCUGUAUCUCUUUCUCACUCCUAUUCCUCUCUAGAGAAGAGAAAAACAUCAAAAAAUGGGCUUUGGUGGACCUGCAGUAGGUGAGCUUGCUGAAGCAGGAGGGAACAGGGCAUUUUGGUUGUCUUUGGCCCUCUGGAGGAUAAUGCUGUACCCAGGUGAUAGACAGAAAAGAUGGGGUGGGCAUGUGCCUGUGUGGUUGGUAUGAAGGACAACAUGCUUGAGUCCAUUCUCACUGUUGCUUUCUCUGAUCUCUGCAUCCUGCUGAGGGGUUUGCUGUCAUGCAGCUCAGAUCAGCCUGUGCUUCGUGUCUUUGUGCCAGGUAAACUGAGGGGACCUUGUGGCCUCCAGGCAAUGUACAAGUCAGGAUGGAGGGAGAGUGUUGAAGCAGAAUGGGUAUUUGUUUCCCUCUGCGCUACCUUGGUGUAUCCUUGUGGGAUGGUAGCGUCUCUUUCCCUCCCAAACAUCCCCCAGGCUUUGUCCCUGUCUCCCAGCCAGCAAUCUCCAUGGCUGCUAUGCCUCCGCACUGUGAAGACAUGAGUCCAGGGUCACUCCUGGUCCAAUUAGUGAACACUGGUAAGGAGAGAAGGGAUGGCUCGUCCUGGCUUCACUGACCUCAAACCUUGGUGAAAAAGGAGGGAAAUGAGAGGGAGAAUGGAUCCCAAGUCCCUCCAUUGUUGUGUUCUCUCCAUCCCCCCAAAAAACCUCCCUUCUGAUUUCUGAGAUGUUGGACAGACCUGCUCGUAUGGAAACAGAGGGGAGCUGGAUGUAAAGAGGUGACAAGAAGGGCUUGGAUCCAGCAUCAAGAAAGAAGAGCUGUUUCUAAUGCAAUACAUUGACAUUUAAAACUUUGGGGACUACAGAUAAUGGCUUAAGAAGGGAUCUAAGAUUUCAAACCACUGGGUUUUUCCUUCCUGUGCAGAUGAUGAUGCAGUGUCAUCCUGGAGGUGGUCCAGCGGCACUUCUGAGCCUGGGGUACACCUGGACCUACUUGUGACGUUGCCUCUGGGCUGUCCCCAGAACACCCUGCUUUGGCAAAAGAACACAUGGACUUGCCAAAUAUGAAAUAAAAAGGGGGGAAAAA
Messenger RNA from Cuculus canorus (common cuckoo), 9592 nucleotides. RefSeq names its product beta-1,4-mannosyl-glycoprotein 4-beta-N-acetylglucosaminyltransferase (gene MGAT3). The record is from RefSeq and is a predicted model, not a curated record. Bases 5107 to 6615 code for a protein of 502 amino acids. Gene Ontology annotation, molecular function: beta-1,4-mannosylglycoprotein 4-beta-N-acetylglucosaminyltransferase activity. NCBI's taxonomy places the organism in Eukaryota, Metazoa, Chordata, Aves, Cuculiformes, Cuculidae. Gene Ontology annotation, biological process: N-acetylglucosamine metabolic process; protein N-linked glycosylation. The transcript has 2 exons. Gene Ontology annotation, cellular component: membrane.